AUGUCUGCUACUACAGACUCUGUCAUUCAAGUCGCAAAAGAAUUGAAAAGUUCGUUGUCGAAAAAUGCUCAAGUGUUGCUCGAUCCUCUAAGCGAGGAUUUCAAAAUCUCGAUGAAGCGAUGGAGUGAGGCGGAUGUUAAAACCCCAGGAGUUAUCUUCAAACCUGCAUCAGAAGAAGACGUCGUCACAAUUGUGAACGCCGCAAUCCGAUCCAAAGUCCCCUUCGUCCCAAAAUCAGGAGGAAAUAGCCCCUGGUCCACCAUCGGAACUACAGGAUGGAUCAUCGACCUCUCUCUCUUGACAUCCAUCAACGUCGACUCUUCAAAUGAGACCGUAACUUUGCAAUCAGGUGUCCAGACCAAGCCCCUCAACAUCGCUGUUGCCAAAGCUGGUUUCGUGAUCCAAAGUCCGUCCGGCGGCGGAGUAGGAUACAUCCCCUUCAUGCUGGGCGGCGGCUCCAAUCAAUUGGCAGGGAUGUAUGGAAUGGCUUGUGAUUCUUUGGUCAGUGCCAAAGUCGUUACUGCGACGAAAGGGUUAGUGAUUGCUUCUGCGACCGAGAAUGAGGAUUUGUUCUGGGCUUUGAAGGGUGCGGGACAGUUUUUUGGUCUGGUGGUUGAGGUGACGAUGAAGAUUUAUAAGUUGGAGUCAACGAUCACGAGCUGGACUUGUUUCUUUUUAGAAAGUCAGGUUGGAGAGGUUGCGGGUGUGUUGGAAAAGGUGAUUAAUGGGGUGGAUGGGAUGUCGCCGGGGAUGUGUGCCAUUGUUGCUCCGCCUGGGCAGACGAGACCAAUGCUCAUGGUCAGCGUGACAAAUUUGCGCCCCGAAGCCGAAGCAGAGAAGUUCAUGGCACCAUUGAUAGCACUCAAGCCAGUGCAGAAUAUCAAGAAGACCGUCGAGUUCGGUAAUAUCACCGAUCCGAGUGACGUCUUUGGUAAACCUGGUCUGAAUACACUGCUUUCAUGCGGCCUUCAAAGAUUUGAUGGCAAGCAAUUCAUCGAAGCUCUUGAUAAGUGGAAGAAACUUGUCGAGGAAGCUCCGGGCGCUGCUAGGACUGUGUUCAUGUUCACUUGGUACUCGAAUGAAAUCUUGAAGACGAUCCCCGAAGAGACCACGCCUUGGAGUCAUAGAGAUUGUCCAAUUUGGUUUAUGAAUUUUGUUGCUGCUACAGAUAUGGAUUCGAAUAAGAUCGCUUUGAGGAGUACAAAUGAGUUCAUCGCACAAUGUCAGGAAGACCAAAAAGACAAGCAGAAAGCUAUGUUUCCGAAUCACAGUCGAGAAGGCAACGUGAAGUACAGGUAUAGAGGUGAAGCAAGACUGCAGAAGCUAUGGGCAUUAAAGAAGACGUGGGAUCCCGAGGGGGUGUUUACCAAGCAUUUUCUAGAUUAG
Mollisia scopiformis is the source of this 1386-nucleotide messenger RNA. RefSeq names its product FAD-binding domain-containing protein. The record is from RefSeq and is a predicted model, not a curated record. The transcript has 4 exons. NCBI's taxonomy places the organism in Eukaryota, Fungi, Ascomycota, Leotiomycetes, Helotiales, Mollisiaceae. Bases 1 to 1386 code for a protein of 461 amino acids. Gene Ontology annotation, molecular function: FAD binding.